Messenger RNA from Poecilia reticulata (guppy), 5498 nucleotides. RefSeq names its product terminal nucleotidyltransferase 5Aa (gene tent5aa). NCBI's taxonomy places the organism in Eukaryota, Metazoa, Chordata, Actinopteri, Cyprinodontiformes, Poeciliidae. Gene Ontology annotation, biological process: mRNA stabilization. Gene Ontology annotation, molecular function: poly(A) RNA polymerase activity; RNA binding. The record is from RefSeq and is a predicted model, not a curated record.
UUUUCUUUUUCACUGUAGAUUUGAGGGCGUUUUUACAAUCUUCGUCCAUCUUUAGGUGUCGUUUUGUUAUGUAGAAGAGUUCAUGGUGACUAUCCAUCACCAUGUUAGACAGUGAAUUGAGCUGUUAGUGCUGCCAUCUGAUUUAAACGAUUCAGAUGCGAGUACUCUUUCUCCGAGCAGAUUAACGGAGUUCAAAGUGUCUGAAAAUGGCCUUGUACCCGCCAUGAUGGACAGCACCUAAGAGUUGUUCCUUCCCACCAUCGCCGCAUGCUUGCUCUGGAGGACGGAUGUCCGCUAGGCCAUUGAUUCAGACACAUUUUGAAUUCUGGAACAUUGUGAUUAAUUGCGAUGUGUUGAACUAGCUUAAUGGUUGGCUACGUGAACUAAAUUUGGACCGUUUAAUUUUGUGUAACUGCAUAUGAAUUGAACAUAUUUCCAAAGUGAAACAAACUGAAUUGAAUGGAACAAUGGCUUUCCAUAGGUCACUGCUGCUGAUGUCUGUAGUCGACAGUAUUUACACUUAUUGGGGAUCUUUUAAUGAAAUAUACUUGAACAGAAGCUGCUACUUCCCAUAUGACUUUCCAUUUUGGCUUAAUAAAUACUGACAGAGUAGAUUCUAUCGUCCGUUUUCUUUUUGCUCUUGGGGAAGUUAUCAUUUUAGGACCUGGUAAACCACAUCAACUUUAAUAUGCCGUGACCCUGGCAUGAAAAUGAUGUAUUUACUUUUUUCUAUCCGGGGUAUGUGACUGUACAUCUGUCAUUGUGGCUCUUACAGAAUCUCUAGGGUUGCAUUUCAUUAAUUCAAGACCAAAACAAGCCCACAGGGGGCGACAUAAGGACACGACAUGAACUGCAGAAGAGGCAACAGACGAUUGGGAGAUUAGAAAAGGCUCUAAUAUUUAGAGUCGUGAUUAUUUUUUUUUUCAAUAUUUUAUCAGUUCGGAAGACUUCUCUUUUUUUAUAAACAAUAACGACCCUGGAAAUCAUAGGCGAUAUUCGACUUUGAAAGUGAAUUUUAUUGAAUCAUUUUUGCAUUAGCGCCACUGUAACGUGCUCUCCUUGUGAAUGCGGGCUUCGACGUACUAAUAAAACGCAUUAAAGGGCUGCAGCUGCUCGUUAGGUUGUUAUAAUGUGGAGCCGCGGGCUCACAGAGGGGCGGGCUGAGACGCCGCUGAUAUCCUCAGACUUUCAGACCCAGCUCUUCCAGAGCGCUGCUGCGCGUCGAGUGGGACUGGUAACGGCGAACUCUCUCGUCCCCCCCCAACAAAAGUGGGGGCGAAAAAAAAAAAAAGGAAAAGUUAAACCGAAAAAAGUCAAGAGGAAAGCAGCAGCCGGCGCGCACACGAGCUGUAUUAAAGGGAUCAUUUCCUGGCAGCGGGGGUGUGCGGAGAGAGACAUUAAAAUGAUGCAUGAGCCGUGCGUAAAAAUCCGAAAGAUUCCUCUUAUGGGCUGACCGUUGGACGGAAGAGAACUGGGCCAAAAAAAAAAAAAAAAAGCGCGACGCGGAGAGAAGCUUUAUUCAUGCAAAUUCGUGAAAUCAUAGGCGUGCCUUCGGGCGAUGGAGUCACAGCCGGAAAGGCAAAGCCCCCCCAGUUGGAUCAUCCCCGACCUUCAAAGACUGUGAAGCGCGGCGCGAGGACGCAUUGACGGCCACACCGGGGCAAAUGUUCCAAAAGCAAGAGGUCUCUUUCUUUCUUCUCCGUGUUUUCCGUUGACUUGACUGGCUGCUGUUCUCCCAGAAGUCCGUGCAGCGGUUCUUCUCUCUCAACUGGAUCACUACUGAAAACUUGCCGCAGCAGUCAUCACUAUCAACACCUCCACCACCAUGUCCGAGAGCGACAGCAGCUGCUGCUGCUCCAACCCGGGCGGCGGGUUGUGCGACGCGGACGCCAACAGCGUCAGCGUCCUCAGCUGGGAGCAAGUGCAGCGGCUGGACGCCAUCCUCACGGAGACCAUCCCGAUCCACGGCCGGGGGAACUUCCCCACGCUGGAGAUGCAGCCGCGGCAGAUCGUGAAGGUGGUGCGGAGCCGGAUGGAGGAGAAGCAGAUCCACGUGCGGGACGUCCGGCUGAACGGCUCCGCGGCCAGCCACGUCCUGCACGAGGACAGCGGGCUGGGCUACAAGGACCUGGACCUCAUAUUCUGCGCAGACAUGAAGGGCGAGAGCGAGUUCCAGACUGUAAAAGACAUCGUUUUGGAUUGCCUCCUGGAUUUUUUACCCGACUGUGUGAACAAAGAGAAAAUAACCCCGUUGACUCUGAAGGAAGCCUACGUGCAAAAGAUGGUGAAGGUGAACAACGACUCGGACCGCUGGAGCCUCAUCUCUCUCUCCAACAACCGGGGGAAGAACGUGGAGCUGAAGUUUGUGGAUUCCCUCCGGCGGCAGUUUGAGUUCAGCGUGGACUCCUUCCAGAUCAAACUGGACUCCUUGCUUCUGUUCUACGAGUGCUCUGAAAACCCCAUGUCCGAGACCUUCCACCCCACCAUCGUGGGCGAGAGCGUCUACGGCGACUUCAGCGAGGCCCUGGACCACCUGCGCCACAAGAUCAUCUGCACCAGGAACCCAGAGGAGAUCCGAGGCGGGGGCCUCCUCAAGUACUGUCACCUGCUGGUGAGGGGUUUCCGGCCAGCGUCAGAGUCCGAGAUGAAGUCCCUGCAGCGCUACAUGUGCUCUCGCUUCUUCAUCGACUUCCCAGACAUUGGAGAGCAGCAGCGCAAGCUGGAGUCCUACCUUCAGAACCACUUUGUAGGGCUGGAGGACCGCAAGUACGACUACCUGAUGACCCUCCACGGAGUGGUCAACGAGAGCACCGUGUGCCUGAUGGGACACGAGAGGAGGCAGACCCUCGGGCUCAUAGCCAUGCUGGCGGUGCGAGUCCUCGCAGAGCAGAACGUCAUCCCGAACGUGGCUAAUGUGACGUGUUACUACCAGCCUGCUCCUUAUGUGGCAGACGGUAACUUCAGUAACUACUACAUAGCGCAGGUGCAGCCGGUGUUUGCCUGCCAGCAGCCUGCAUACUCCACAUGGCUGCCCUGUAACUGAGUCGACCCAAAGGGAAAGGAGGAGGGCAAGAGUCUGAUUUCUUUAAACAGGAGUGAGUGCAACCAUUAUGGCCUCAGAUCUGUCCGACGUGUUCGACGGCUGACAGAAGAGAGUCCGCCGUUUUAAUGUUUUGCAUCAAAGCUUCUGUUUUAGUUCAUACAUAAAGUAUGAAUGAUACAUCCAGAACAGCUGCCGUGUUUUCAGCGUGAAUAUUACGCUUUUGUUUUCAAACGCCGACCUCACCUCGUCCCACCGAGGCCAAGCGGGGGCGUGGGGUGGGGGGCUGGGAGAGAGGAGGUGUUUGUAAGCAGCUAAUUUUGGGUAUAUUGAAAGCGACGGCUGAAUGCAAAUUUGUGCCUAGCCUCGAAGCGAGCAGCAGAACUGUCACAGAGACUGAUCGAAUCUGUCACAAACCAAUUAGGCUGCCGACCGAACGGCUGCAUCGCCGUCCUCGAGCUGACAGCUAACUCCAGCAAAGCUUUUAUGGGUGGUCUGCUCAGUGCAAAUUAACACUCACACACACGCACAGACAUUCAGAAUGAAAUCAGAGGUGUGCGUGUGUGUGUGUAUGUGCUUGUGUGUGCAAGGCUCCUGACCAAGUACUCGGCAUCCCUGAACCGAAACCAGUUGCCUCUUGACUGGUCAACUAUGUCCACCUUGCACCGUUGCAACCAAAGAAUCUUUUUGGACCACUUCUGACAUUGCAACCCAAUUUUGACCUGGGAAAACUGAACACAAAUAUGAAGCUAUUGUCAUACCUGUUUGUAUAUGUGAACAUGUAUUAGUUUCUAAGUGCCUCUUGCCUCUGAGCGGACAAGGAAAGCAGUGAGCAGGCAAUGUGACCCCACUCUGGUAACACCCCCAUAUGCUUCUGAAUGUAUUUGUGAUGUCACACACAGUCAGUGUUGAAAUGAAAAAAAAAAAGGGGCACCAUGCUUUGGUGCUGAAAUUUUCAUUAAAGUAGCAGCCAAGUGUGUGAUUGAAAGGUAUUUUUGCAAUGUUUACAUUCUUCAGAUUCAAAAACGUUAUCCUCAGCGAACGAUAUUCUAUCCGAGUACUGUUGCGGCAGUUAGGAGAAAGGUCAGAUCACCAGCAACGACAACCAAACAACUCCCAACUGGUAUCUUAUCUUCUGUAUAUGUUGUACAGCGGUGCUUCUCUUUUCCCCCCCUCGUCCGAGAAAAAGCAGAUCAAAAGCAAGAGAGGAGAGGGUCCGAGGGAGAUCCCGCUGUGUGUGGUCGCUGGGCUUCAUCCCAUAAUAGCAGGAUAUUUCCAGAGACACCUCAGAUCAAGAGAUUCUGUUUGCUGUAACACCCUCACAGUGAAUUCCUCAGCUGCUGCCGAAGAGCUCAAAAACUCAGCCAGGGUUGGGGGUUGGGGGGUCCGCCGGGUUCAGGGUUCAGUGCCAGACACCUUUAGCCGCACCCCUAAAGUUUAACAAUGUGCUGAUGGGAGUGCUGAGCCUAUUGAAGACGGAGGGGGAGAACCGGAGGAGAGACAGGAAGCAAAGAAGGGGAAGAGUGAUCAGUCUGGAGAGAUGGGUGCAGCUGGUGAUGGGGUUUUAUCUCUUUAGGACGAGUGCGCUUUGCCGUAGUGAACGUGUUACACUCACGCUUAUAUUUCAACUUGUAGCAGCUUGCAACCUUUAUGGCGAAAACAAAAAUGGUCUAUUUUCAGCACUUGCUCUGUUUCAAUGAAUGUUGAUUAAGAAAAAGGGAGAGAGAGAGAGAAACGAGUGUGGAGACAGAAAUCCACAUACCAGCCACAGGAGAUUUCAAGUUGCAACCUGUGUUUCUUAGGUUACCUUAUUUGGUGUUCAUCAGUGUUCUUUUUGGUGUUCAUUUCUUGUUCAUUUUGACAAAACCUGUAUACAUCUCUAUGUAUAUAUCUACUUUUAGAUAUAUGUCUAUAAGUAGAGAGUGGGGAGAGAGACAAUUAUUCACUUCACCUUAAAACAUAAACUGCACUGCAGCUUUUUGAAAUGGCAGGUAGAAUGUGAAAACUUAGGGUUAGCCAUAGAGCCGCAGGUUUCCCCACCAACGCAUCACUUUUACGUUGUCUCUGAAAACACACUUUAGUCUUCAAUGCCCAUGUUGAUAGAUUGUAAAGGUGAUGUUCGUCGAUCUGCACUUAAUGAAGUCCUGACAGCUAAUUAGCUAGCUAGCUCCAGUCUGCCUGUCACCUCUUGUGUUAGAGAUCGUGGGUCUCGAGUUUGUUUCGGAUUUUUCACAGACUUUUACAAAAACCACACGUUUGGAAAAAAUUCUUGUCUUGUAUGUAUAUUUUUUAUGAUUGUACUUCUUAUAAAUGUAUCAGACACUGCAGAUGUUGCGGUGCUUUUGAAUCUGUGAUCGGGCUUCAAAAGGAUAUGUUCUCAAUAGAUGUUUCUUUUUUCUUUUUUUUUGCUAUGUUAUGUCGUGUUCAGUUGGUUAAAAAAAAACAACGAAAAAAAAAA